Messenger RNA from Nilaparvata lugens (brown planthopper), 2195 nucleotides. RefSeq names its product nuclear migration protein nudC (gene nudC). Gene Ontology annotation, cellular component: cytoplasm. Gene Ontology annotation, biological process: protein folding. Bases 289 to 1329 code for a protein of 346 amino acids. The transcript is spliced from 6 exons. Lineage: Eukaryota; Metazoa; Arthropoda; Insecta; Hemiptera; Delphacidae. The record is from RefSeq and is a predicted model, not a curated record.
UCAAUAAAAACAGCACUCUUGCUCAUUCUCAUCUCUAUCAAACUAAACUACUGUUUUGUGAACGUUGCGCAGCGCUCCCUUGCACAUGUUUAACUUUGCUCGGCAGUUUUUGUAAUACAAAAUUUGCUAGAUAAAAUAUUGUGUAUUCUGUUGGAUUUAAGCUAUAUAUUUUAUUUUUUCACUAUUCGAGUGUUUUUGCUUUUCAUUUUUCUAUUAGUUUCUAAAGAUUCAUUUUUAUCAGAGUUUAAAUUCCAGUCUGACUGAAUUUUAGGUUAGCAAAUAAUAACAAUGUCUAAAGAUCCUGAAAGAUUUGAUACAAUGCUUCUGGCAAUGGCUCAGCAACAUGAGGGAGGAGUCCCAGAGUUGCUAGAUACCAUAUUCAGUUUCUUGGCUCGCAAAACAGACUUUUACACUGGAGGAGGCGACAAAGCUGCUGAAAAUAUGGUAAUGUCAGCCUUCAAGAGAUACGAAACAGCCGCUGUGUCAGCCCAUGCUAAGAAGAAAGCAGAAAUGGAACAGAAUGAGAGAAAGAGACAGGAGAGAAUCAGAGCCAAGGAGGAGGAGGAGAGGAGAGCAAGCCAAGCAUUCAUGAAUCAGUCAGCCAACAUCACCGAACUCACCGACGAGGAAGCAGAAGCAUUACAAAAGGAACUGGAUGAGAAAAAAUCGAAAACGAAAGAUGCUCCUGAGGCUUCAGGUGAUUCCAGUGAUGAUAAAACUAGUUCCUCACCAACUAAAACCGAGAAAGAUAAAGAUAAGAAAGAUAACGAUAAGAAAGAUUCCGAUGAAGAUGACGAACCGGACAAGCUGAAACCGAACAUUGGCAAUGGCUGUGACUUGCCCAACUACAGAUGGACACAAACGCUUGGCGAUUUAGAAAUCCUGAUACCAUUGAACGUGAACUUCACAGUGCGGUCGCGUGACGUCAUAGUCAACAUUCAGAAGAAACAUUUCAGUGUGGGACUGAAGGGGCAUCCGGCCAUAAUCGACGGCGAGCUUCAACACGAAAUCAAACUGGAAGAAUCGAUGUGGGUGCUGCAGGACGGCAAAUCGGUGCUGGCCAACUUGGAAAAGGUGAACCAGAUGGAAUGGUGGUCGCGCCUAGUGAUGACCGAUCCGGAAAUAUCGACCAAGAAAAUCAACCCCGAGCCUUCCAAGCUGUCAGACCUGGAUGGUGAGACCAGGGGACUCGUUGAGAAGAUGAUGUACGACCAGAGACAGAAGGAGCUGGGCAAGCCGACCUCAGAGGAAGCCAAGAAGCAAGAGAUGCUGAAGAAGUUUAUGGCUCAACAUCCAGAGAUGGACUUCUCAAAGUGCAAAUUCAACUAAUUCCACUUGCAGCAAUCAAAACGCAUACACAUUCUUUACCAUGAAAUGAUUACAAAGACUGUACAUAAGUUGUACGCAGUUAUAAGCAAUUAGUAUUAUUAAGAAACGUUGUGUGAACAUAACAUGUUCUGACAAUAAUAUUUUCUUACAAAAACACGGACCCACACUUUGGUUUCGUGUACUUAUCAAGUACUUCAUUUUUCAAAUAUUAAUAACUAAAAGUAAUUUUAGUUUAAACUUAUUUUUCAAACUGCCUCAGUUCAAGCCAUGCACCGGUGAAAAAAUAUAGAAAAUAACAUUUUUGUGUUUCUCUAGGCAAAGCAACUGAAGCAUUUUGUUUUUGAAGGUGGCUAAUUCAUAUUAUUACUUGAUCCUAUUUAGUGUUUAUUCCUUAUUAUUACUCUCGCAAUAUUUUAUAUCUAUUAAUUAUUUUGAAACUCGCUCUUAUGUAAGACUAACAAUGGCAUUAUUGUUAUCUCCUUUUGUUCAUUUUUGUAAUAAAUAUUGCCAUUUGUAUUCAUGCGAGUGAUCCAUUCGAAAAUCUUGCUACUCUGUCACCUUAAUGUUAAGACAAUCUUUAAAUAUUUUUGGUGAAAAAACGCUAGCAAUAUAAUAAUAUGCCAUAUGGAGGAAUAGUUAUUGCAGCUAUUCUAAGAGAAGCUGCCCCGCCCCUCCUUACCACAAGCUAGUCAGUGCUUUUCCUUUUUUCUUGCACUGUCUAUCCUAAUAUCUUUCACCUUAAUAAUUCUUACACAUCCCACCCUAUUUCCACAAUAUUUUCGAAUAUUGCAUGUUGAAUUAUCUCGGUGAGUUAUGACUGUACAUUUAUACAUUUAGAAUAAUAAAUUUUGGUUUUUCUACACGGA